Penicillium daleae is the source of this 1134-nucleotide messenger RNA. RefSeq lists its product as uncharacterized. The transcript has a single exon. Bases 1 to 1134 code for a protein of 377 amino acids. NCBI's taxonomy places the organism in Eukaryota, Fungi, Ascomycota, Eurotiomycetes, Eurotiales, Aspergillaceae. The record is from RefSeq and is a predicted model, not a curated record.
AUGGCCGGUGCACUGGCAGGGUCAGCUCUGCCUGCCUUGGACUUCGACAUCCUCACCCUCAAAUGUCCCUCUCAGACGACCGUCACUGAACUCGUGGACUCUCCUCAUAUUUCCCGGUCUCCAUCCACAGUCUCCAUCGACUCCCAGACGACCGAGAAAUGUUUCUCUCCCACCGACUCGGCCCUCUCGUCCGAACCUGCGUCUCCAACAAUGGAGACCCCGAGAAGGAAGAGGAUAGAGCUAUCUAGCUCCAGGAGCCCAGAUUCGCCAACUCGCUCGUCAGCGCCACGGGCAGCUUCGUCAAGACCGUCGUCUGCAGCAAACUCGGUCCAUCAUCACUCGCGUUCCAACUCGCGGAGUACCGCUCGGUCUCGCCCGCCGAGUCGACAUAGUUCCUUCCAUUCACCUCGACGACCCGCCAACGCAAGUAUCGUGCCUGUACCUUCAUCUCGAUCAAACCCGCUCGACAAACGAGAGUCUCUACUAGCACUGCAUCGGGAGUCGUGUCGUCUCUUCCAAGAACCAGAUAAUCCACCCUCGUUAUCCAAAUACUCCACCGACGAGCCCCGCCCGACUCUAUACCGCGCCCCAUCCACAUCCUAUAAAUCCAGACGAGAAGGUCGCACCUCCUCCGAAAACGACUACUCAGUACCUUCAUCUCCCAUCAGCUCUUCACAUUCUACACGCCGCUUUGACCCCGAACAUCGCAGCUCCGUGAGCUCGACGACAACACCGCAUUUCCUCCAAUACAGAGACCGCUCCAAUACCAUGCCCAGCAACCACAGUCUUCCCCACGGCCACGGGUACAGUCCCUCCGCUUCAUCAAUCCACGUCCCGGCGACAGUAAUGGAGUGGACGUCCCCUUCAACCCGGCGGGCCGAGUAUGAAAAGAUCGAUCGCGCCAGUCGUGGCGUUCGCGGAUUAUGGCGCCGCGUUGCACCGCGCUGGUGUCAGAGUCGAGACUCGCGUACUCCGUUCUUUGAAGAGGGGAAGAAUGGGCGCGAGGGUAGCGUGCGUCGAUUCCGGAUGGAUUUGCCAGAUGAAGAAGAAAGUGACCAUAGGUCGAAGACCCUGGCGCAUCUGGAGUCUUGGGAUAAACGGAGGGCGUGUCGGCGGUCGAAGACAUCGCCUUGA